UCGCUACACCAGAAAACCUUCUUACUUGAAGCAAGUCCAUUUUCUCAUUUCCCUCUUUUUCUUUCCUCUGACAAUCAAUUUCCGAACACCACUAUGGCUGAAGAAGCACUUGUGUCCUUCCUUGUAGAGCAGUUGGGUUCCUUCACCUUCCAACAUGUGGAACAACAUGUGAAACUUGUUAUGAAUGUCAAAAACGAAGUAGCAACUCUUACCCUCAACCUCAAAACUAUCCAAGCUGUGCUGGCGGAUGCAGAGAGGAGGCAAGUGAAGGAAGACAGCGUGAGAUGCUGGCUCAAUGAUCUGAAAGAAGUGUCGUUCGAGGUAGACGAUGUGGUGGACGAGUGGAGCACUGAAAUCUUGAAACAACAAAUCGAGAACCAAGGUGACAAUGCUAUUGUACCUAAGAAGAAGGUAUGUUUCUCUAUUCCCUUCCGUUGUCUUUGUACUGGCCAAGUCACUCGGAUAAUUUCUCGUCAUGACAUUGCUGUGAGGAUAAAAGAGUUGAAUAAGAAGUUAGCUUCGAUUCAUGAGCGGCAAAUUUUUUUUGAGUUUCUUAAAAAGGAAAUAGAAUUUGAGCAACCUGAACGAUUGAAAAGUUUGUCAAUUGUCGAUGAAUCUGGGACAUUUGGUAGAGAUCAUGACAAGGACAUACUAGUAAGCCAAUUGGUGAGUGAAAAUAGUCAAGAAAGGGGGGGGCCUCUUGUCAUCUCUAUUGUAGGUUUUGGGGGGAUUGGAAAAACAACUCUUGCCCAACUAGCCUAUAGUGAUGAUAAGGUAAAGGAAUGUUUUCGUACAAGAAUAUGGGUUUGUGUCUCAGAACCAUUUGUACAAAUUGCAGUUGCCAAAGCCAUCCUUGAGGGUCUUAAUGUAAGUGUCCCAAAUUCAAAUGAGUUAGAAACUUUUGUUCGACAUAUAUCUGACUCUAUUGAGGGCAAGAAGUUCCUCCUUGUCCUAGACGAUGUUUGGGACUCAAACCAUAGAAAGUGGGAGCCCUUCUUGACAACAUUACGGUGUGGUGGCUCAGGGAGUAGAAUUUUGGUUACAACGCGAAUAACGCAUGUUGCUAGUACACUAGGAGCAACUACUGACCACACAAUCCAUUUGAAGGAGUUGGGUGAAGAAACUUGUCGGUCAUUGUUCUAUCACAUUGCAUUUUUUGAUGGUGAAAGAAAGGAGUCUAAAAAGUUCAAAGAUAUUGGUAAUGAAAUCGUGAGAAGGUGCAAAGGCUUUCCUCUUGCUGCUAAGACUUUGGGUAGUCUAAUGCGGUAUAAGAAAACAGUGCAACAAUGGGAAGAUGUCUUGAAUAGUAAGAUAUGGGAAUUUGAGGAGGUUGAGCAACAAGUUUUCCAACCACUAUUACUAAGUUACUAUGAUUUAGAACCACUUUCCAAACGUUGUCUUUUGUAUUGUGCUACAUUUCCUAAAGAUCAUAAGAUUGUCAAGGAUGAGUUGAUUGAGUUGUGGAUGUCACAAGAUUAUCUUAAAGUUAAAGGGGGAACCAAAGAAGAUAAAAUAGUUGGUCAAAGGUGUUUUGAGAACUUAGUAUUGCGGUCUUUUUUUCAAGAUUUUGAGAAAGAUUAUCAGAGGAACAUUGACAGUUGUAAAAUGCAUGACAUUGUGCAUGACUUUGUGCAAUAUUUGACCAAGGAUGAAUGCUUUAGUAUGGUGGUUAAGGGUGCUAAUGAGAGAAUGGAGUUACCGAGUGAUGAGGUCCGUCAUUUGUCUUUAAUGUUUGCACCCGAGGGUCCAUUUCCUGUUUCUUCUCUCAACUGUAAGAGUUUGCGCACUCUCACAGCUUUUGAAUCGAAACUUACUAGCAUUGGCGUAGAGUUGAUUUCGCAAUCAAAAAGCCUUAGGACUUUGAAUUUGAGUGAAAACUCGAUUGUAGAAGUUCCAAAGGAGAUUGGUGGAUUGAUACAUUUGAGAUAUCUGGACUUGUCUCAAAACCGUGAAUUGAAGGAAUUGCCCGACAGUUUAUGUGAUUUAUACAAUCUGCAAACCUUGCGGCUUGUCGGCUGCUUCAAACUUGUCAAAUUUCCCGAUGAAGAGGCAAUGAGAAAGCUAACCAAGUUAAAGCAUCUUUAUGUUGAGGGGUCCUGUCGUCUAAAAUCAAAAGGGAUAGGGAGGUUAACCGGUCUGCAAAAGCUAGAUGUGUUUCAUCUAAAUGGUUAUUGGGGUGAGGACAAAGAAGGGACGUUGAAGUUGCAAGAUUUGAAAAACUUGAACCAACUUGAAGGGAGUCUUUACAUUGCACACUUGGAGUCUGUGGAAGAUGCGAGUGAGGGUGUAAAGGCAUGUUUGAGUGAGAAACAUCUCCUUCAUCUGGAUCUAGACUUCUUAUGUCACAAUGGAUGUGAAAAGCGGGUGAGAGAAGAAGGGACGGGCCAAAAUGAUAGAGAAAUACUGAAUGGGCUGCAACCACAUGGAGAUUUGGAAUCAUUGACCAUCCGGAACUGCCAGCUGGCUACUUCUCCGUGUCCCGAUUGGAUCUGGUCUUUACAUAAUCUGACAAGUCUUGUGCUUCAACACUACCGUAAUUGUGAGCUGCUUUCGGGUCCAUUUGGGAGAUUGCCGUCGCUUGAAACACUUGCAUUUGUUGAGAUGGGGAAAGUGAAAAAGGUGGGAGUGGAGUUAUUGGGAAUUGAAGAAAGAGAAUUACAAUCAUCCUCCUCCUCCUCCUCGUCUUCUCUUAUUUUAUUCCCCAAAUUGAAAAGCCUCCGGUUCAGUAACUUGUUCAAGUGGGAAGAGUGGGAAGGAGUGGGAGGGGAUUUUCAGAAUAAUAUUACCAUAAUGCCCUCCCUAUCUUUCUUGCAAUUUCAUUAUUGCCCGAAACUUGGUACGCUGCCCGACUUCCUGCGCAAGACACCACUACUGUCUUUAGUGCACCUCUACGGUUCUGAAAUUCUCGAAGAUAGAGUCCGGGACAAAACAAGUGAGGAGUGGGCCAAGAUUUCUCACGUCCCAAACUUGGACAUUGAUUUCAGGCGGAUUUGACAAGCUGUGGCGAUUUCAGGCGGCGAGUUGUUGAGUGGUCUUGUCUUCUAAUAUUCUUACUGGUGCAAUUGCAAAGCUCAAUGCUCUUUCAUCGUCCCCGAAAGGCUUGCAAGCAAACUCUUACGUGGAGGGAAUAGGGAGGUCAGGUCUUUUAGUUCUGAUGAUUGGAGUCCACUGCUAGAUGAUCCCCAACCCUUAUAGACUACAGAGGAAUUCUUCACACUUUCUCGUACUGUACUGCUCAGAUUUAAUCUAAAAGCAUUUACAAUGUCAUUGGGAUUUUCAAGCUGACGAGUGGAUAUAUGCUUUGGGAUGUCAUCAUAAGAUCAUUCAACUGUAGGCCAGCUAGAGAAAUUGAACCAUCUGCAAAACAGCAUUUUAUGUCAGAGGUUUAUCUAACAAUGAGAAUGCACCAUCAAGAAAACUCUGCACACAUUGAUGGAUUGAUGAGGUUCUUACCAAAGCUAGGCAUUUCGCUUCAUGUAUCUCAGAGAAGUUAAGAGUGGAUGUGUCCCUGAAUUCCAUUCCAUGGAAUCACUGGGGAUGACCCUAAAUGGCUUGUAAACAUUGAACAGGAAGCUAUGGGAGUUUGUGAUCAAGAGCCGUCACGCCAAGAAGUUCGACAGCAGAUUGUUUCGUUUGUUAUAUAUUUGUACCUAGCAAGGCAGGAAAAUAUUUAAGGCGACUAAAUAGUGGUGAAAUUGAUACUUACAUCAUUCAUCAUCUGGAUUGUGAUGAUAUUGUUUGUGGCUAGUACCCAAGACUGUUCUGUUAUUCCAUCUAGAAAGUAAGAACAAUUGGUCUCAUUUUUCUGAUGAUGUUAAAUCUGUCAGAGUCCCUCCUAAUAAAUUCAGCUAGAACAUUACUUCCAUUUCUUUUGACAGUUGAAACUAUUUAAUAAUUAAAGCUUCUUGGUUCCACCUAUUGCUGUGUCGCUGAUGUUCUAUUGUUUUACAUGGACAGUAAAUUUUCCGUGCCAGCACUUUCCACUGAACUGAGUGAAUGUGCAAUGGUCUUCAUAGACAUUUGAAAGCUGUUCUUUCUGUGGUUCAUCUUGCUGUCCUUACCGGAUCCUCCUCUUCUCUUCUAUUCCCAAAGUUCACUUGGUGAUGUGGUGCUGGAAACCUAUACAUCAAUUGCAUAACACAUGAGUAGAGGUGAUACUAAAUUGGAAAGCAAAGCUACAUCUUCGUUUGGGAAUUCUAUUUAUGCCAGUCUCACUCCACUAUGGUGGUAACCAUCAAACUGCAGAAAAACCAAAGUUGCUGUGCCAGACUCCUUUAUGAGUAAACUGAUCUGUUCUCUUGAGGCUUCUAUUAUGUUCCUAGAGAGGAAAUUCUGAACCCAGCUAUCACUCAAUUAGACGUAAAAUUAGACAAAGUUGCUGGCUAUGUCUCAUCUCAUAGUCUGUAGUUUGCUGUGGAAUUAAUCAAAGCAGAAGAUUUCAGCGUUGGUUCAGCCUGUGAACCAUUAAUUAUUUGCUAAUUAGGUCUUCAAAUGCUUUGUAAAUAGAUGAUUUUGUGAUGUGGAUGAAGAGCAUCCUGAUUGAUUUCCUUGCGUUGACCACCCACAGGUCCAGGCUGAUUGUUUAUGUUGUACAUCUUUUGAAUAACUUAAUAAAGUUUGAGGUAUUUCAUGAAAAAAUGAAAAGAGGGGUUUUUCUU
This is a messenger RNA of Rosa rugosa (rugosa rose), 4658 nucleotides long. Its product is annotated as putative disease resistance protein RGA4. NCBI's taxonomy places the organism in Eukaryota, Viridiplantae, Streptophyta, Magnoliopsida, Rosales, Rosaceae. Gene Ontology annotation, molecular function: protein binding; ADP binding. Gene Ontology annotation, biological process: defense response to other organism. The record is from RefSeq and is a predicted model, not a curated record. The coding region runs from base 94 to 2994 and encodes 966 amino acids. The transcript is spliced from 9 exons.